AUGGCUACACGAACAUCCUCACGCCAUGCCGCCCAGAAGGCCAAGGAAGCCAUUGCAACUUCCGCCGAGCCGACUGGCAAGGCUACCAAGGGAACAAAGCGGAAAGGUCCAACCGAAGAAGCUCCACAUCCCAAAAAGGAGAAAACGGAGGACAUAAAGCCCGACGAAGAGAAAGCGGAGCAGGCACCAGUUACAUCGGUGGACGGUCCAGUGCCCAAGACAGAUGAACCACCUGUCGAGAAAGAGGAACCACCUGUCGAGAAAGAGGAACCACCUGUCGAGAAAGAGGAACCACCUAUCGAGAAAGAGGAAGCGCCUGUCAAGGCAGCAGAACCAUCUGAAGGACAAUCAUCAAAGGAGAAACCCGCCGAAAUCACUCCAGAGAAACCCCAAGGAAUUGAGGGAGGUCUUCACAAGUCUGAGGAGAGGGAAAAUGUGGUAUCCUCCAACAUCCUCGAAAAAGGCUUCAUCUAUUUCUUCUUCCGCCCACGCGUCAAUGUGGAUGAUCCUCAAAGUAUUGGCGAUGUCGCCCGAAGCUUCUUUGUCCUCCGUCCCACCGUCCUUGGUGCGGAAUUCGACAAAGGUCAAGGCCCCGUCGACAAAGAUGCCUCAUGUCGCUUGAUGAUUCUCCCAAAAAAGAAGUUCCCGACCUCACCCAAAGAACGAGAUAUGGGAUUUGUGGAGAAGGCUGGACAAUCUAUGCAAUCUCUCCAUGAGAAGUUCAUCGCUGGUACCACAUACCAGACUGCCACCCGAGGUGAACGUCACACUGAGGAUGCCAGACCUUAUGCAGAAGGUGUCUACGCGAUCACCUCCACACCGCGGGCAUCCCAUCUCGCCUAUAUCCUGACCAUUCCUGCCGAGGUGGGUGAUCUCCAGGAGGACUUUGGUCUGCAAGGACGCGGGAGUUGGAUUGUUCAGUCGAAGAAUCCCAAGUUCGCUGGUCCGCCAAUCGGUCGAUUACCGAAAGAGCCAGAAUUCCCUCCAUCGGUUCUCGAGAAAUUCGGAGAUCUUCGAUGGGCACCUCUGCAACCCGAGUUCCUGGACUAUCCUAAUUCCCAAUUCCUCAUAAUUGGCGAGGCGCAGAAUCACCUUGGCAAGGCUGCAUCUUCUGAGGGAGGUAAACAGCCUCACGAGGAAGAGCCUGGCCAGGAAUUGGAGAAACUCGAAGACGAAAACGAACAUCGGGUUGAGUCUCUUCAAGGAGAUGAAACAAUCUAUGAAGACCUGGGCUUCCACGCGAAGAAUUACCCCAAAUUGCCCACAACUUGGAAUAUCUAA
Molecule: messenger RNA, 1281 nt
Organism: Penicillium concentricum
Lineage: Eukaryota; Fungi; Ascomycota; Eurotiomycetes; Eurotiales; Aspergillaceae
Exons: 3
Coding region: 1-1281 (426 amino acids)
Source: RefSeq, a predicted model, not a curated record